Molecule: messenger RNA, 7726 nt
Organism: Mizuhopecten yessoensis (Yesso scallop)
Lineage: Eukaryota; Metazoa; Mollusca; Bivalvia; Pectinida; Pectinidae
Product: ubiquitin carboxyl-terminal hydrolase 10-like
Exons: 15
Coding region: 73-3423 (1116 amino acids)
Biological process (GO): regulation of autophagy; DNA damage response, signal transduction by p53 class mediator; protein deubiquitination
Cellular component (GO): cytosol; nucleus
Molecular function (GO): cysteine-type deubiquitinase activity; cysteine-type endopeptidase activity
Source: RefSeq, a predicted model, not a curated record
UGAGCCGAAAAUUUUACCCAACAUGGCGGCAAAGAAGCGUGUUUUGUGACACAUCAGAAAUUCCUUUUCACCAUGGCUUACCAAACACAGGAUUUAACGUUUGGGGACUUCGAUACCCUGGACCAACAUGAGCAGAACAACAUCAGAAAGAUUCUGUAUGGGCCACGCAGUUCUACGGGAGAUAGAAAAGUGGAGUUCCCCUGGGAUGAAUCCAGAGGUAGCAUGUUCCAAAAUGACACUGCCCAGGGAGGAGACAUGGUGGCCCCACCAGAGACAAACUGUAUGCCAGUGAAUAUGAACACAGACCCCAUCCCUAAUUAUCAACAUUACCAUAGUGACGGCCCUCCACAGCAGCAGUACCAACAGCAUAUGGAGGUCAUCCAUGAACAGAUGAACUCACAAGAAAAUGAAGAAUAUAGACAGGCUUAUCAGGAAGGUCAGCAGGAUGAAUUUUAUGGAAACCAGUUUCCUAGAGAGGAUCAGACUUACCGAGCUUCUUCAGUUGAAUUUGGUUACGACCCAAGUCAGUCAGAAAUGUCCCAGGGUGGAGGAAAACAACGUAGGAACAAAAAGAAACGUCCUCCUGGUUAUUACGAAAAGUUGGAGGAGGCUGAGAGAAAGUCUCAGACUGACCUUGUCCAGUCCAAUGUGGGAAACUGGGCAGACAGUGCAAUUGGACAGGUCUCACCUCAAAACUUUUCUUUUAUGCCACUCAAUUACCCGCCAGUACCUGCAGAGGUACGACACAUGGGUUCACCUGUAUCACAACAUACACCGCCUCCUUACCAUGAGCAGAGACCUCCUGGAAUUGGCAUGGUCCCCCCAUCAGUCCAGGAACGGCCCUUCCCCCAGCAAGGUGCCCCUCCCGCCAUGGUCAGGGUACAUCCCUCACAAACAAUGCACCAGGGCUCUAUUCCUCAACAGGAUCCUGCUGUGAUGGCCACAGGAAAUGCACCAGAUGCCAGGCAUGGGGGCUCUCUUCCAAGGGAGGGAGCCCAUUUGGGGACAGUGAACAACCCACAGAUAUUGCGAGAAGCUUCUCUCCCCCGAGAGGAAGCACGCAUGGGUAUAAUGGACCAAUCUCAGACAUAUCGUGAAACAUCAUUCCCCAGUCAUGGCCCACCACCACCAAUGGGCAACAUGGCAAUGGGGUCAUAUCCCACCCCUGUUCAGCAGAAUAUCAAUAGAAACAUGAGCAGUGUUCCACCAUCACGUCAGAAUCCAGCAGUAAAUUAUACCUACAGUUCAUCUCCCCAGGCCUCCCAUCAUAUGGACCAGGGUAGCCAUAAUGUCCCACCUGAAAAUUCAUCCACAUCUUAUCUUCCACAACAUAUCUCUAAUCCACAGACUGUACAGCAUCUAACUAAUCCACCUGUGGAUCGUGAGUUAGAAAAUGUGUCGCACCAAAUGUCUGAUCUCAGUGUGUCACAAAACACAAGGGGAGAAAACCCUAGCUAUGCACAUCAUCAUCAACAUCAUCACCAUCAGGGUCCACAGACUGAUAAUACAGUCUAUAAUUCUAACAAUGUAAUUCCUGUCAUGGAAAACAAACCAGCAGAUUCUAAUACAGGUGUUCGUGUAAACAGACCACCAGGAUUUAAUGCUCCUAGUUAUCAUCUUAACCAAUCAGUGGCAGCUGCAGUUUCAUUAAACUCCAUUGACUUUAAUAUACAAGACAAUUAUGAAAAACAGCCCUCACCACCAAGAAAUACUCCCACAGUGCAGGCUGAUCAACAAGUGGUGCCACCUAGUGAACAGUAUAUUGUAAAUGUUCAACUCGGUGAACCUAAUCAAACAGUCGGUGAAUCUGAUCGCCAAGUCAUUGAACCGGUUCACCAAGUCAGUGAGUCUGUUCACCAAACUAAACCAGAACCAAUUAUAGAAAGUGUGAAUAGUGAUUAUAGUAAUGUAGUUAACGAAUUACCAGACUCUAGUGAUGUAAACACCGUUCAACAAGGAAGUGGCGAUCUCAAGCUCGCGAAUGUAAGUAGUCCUAGUCUUCCAAUUCAGUCGGAACAGCCGAAACCUGUUAAAGCACCGACAUGGGCUGGACUAUUCAAAAACGUGACCCCGCCCACAUCAGGGCCUGUUGCUUACAGUGUCACACAUGUGGAUACCUCACCUCCUCCAUCCGAGGUGAAACAGAAUGUGACGAAAGACAUGAAUGUACCCAAUGAUCCGGUAUCUACAGAGGAUGACAAGCUUGCCAGGAAUUUCGGAGAGGCCCUGAGUAUCAUGACUGUUAGCCACGUACAGGUAGGACUGACCCCUCGUGGACUGGUCAACCGUGGUAACUGGUGCUACAUCAAUGCUACACUGCAGGCUCUGGUGGCCUGUCCCCCUUUCUGUGAUCUCCUGCGCCGGAUGCCAAAGUACAACAGGGAGGAAAGAGGCCCCAGUAGUACUCCAGUCUUAGACUGCAUGGUGGAGUUUGUAAAUGAAUUCUCGCCAUACGUCCGGAAUACUGACAGAGGAUCACAAAAAGGCCGUAGGAUGUAUCAGGACAUAAGCACGGGGAAGGAGUUUGAGCCGGUGAAUGUCUACAAGAUGUUACAAGUCAUGCAGGCAAACCAGACAUUUAAGCUGGGUCGUCAGGAGGACGCUGAAGAGUUCCUUAGCUGUAUUCUGGAUGGACUACAUGAGGAGAUGGCUUCUGUCAUGCAACUGGUCAACAAUACACGCGACUCCACACCAGAAACAGAGGCUAACGGCUUUGACCAGGAGGAAGAUGCAGAAUCGGAGAUGUCUGAGGAUUCCUGGGAACAAGUUGGACCCAAGAAACGAAGUGCUCUUACGCGCAAGGCUAUGUUUUCAAAGAGCCCUAUUGCAGACAUCUUUGUGGGGUACAUGAGGUCUGCUGUGUUUAAAUCUGCCGCCAAGGAGUCCGCCACUCUCCAGCCAUUUUUCACCCUACAGCUGGACAUACAGGCGGACACUGUGCACACUGUUCGGGAUGCCCUAGAGGGACUGGUGCUGAAAGAAUCCAUCAGUGGCUACACUUGUACCAAGACAAAGCUGGAGUUGGAGGUUGCCAAGAAGGUCACUCUGGAGGAACUCCCACCUGUCCUUGUCAUGCACCUCAAGUAUUUCGUCUUCAACAAAGACGGAGGGUCACAGAAACUUCUCAAGAAGAUCGACUAUCCCAUAGAUCUGGAAAUCACUAGAGAUCUACUUUCCCCCAAUGUCAAAUCAAAGCUCCAGCUUCACCAGAGAUCAUACAAACUGUUUGCUGUUGUGUUCCAUCAUGGGAAGAUGGCUACUGGUGGGGGUCAUUACACCACGACAGUAUUUCAUCCUGCCAUUAAUGGCUGGAUUAGCCUGGAUGAUAAUAGCGUGAAGCCAGUCAACCUACCAUUUGUUCUCAAGUACAACCCUCCCCGCGUACCGUAUCUGCUUUACUAUCGACGUACGGAUGUACACUAGCCAUCAAAUUAGUAUGCUUAUGUGUAGCUCUCACCUCUUACCACUUUCCCUCACUGCCAGAGUAAUAAUCUAGCCAGUGUUGUGUCGAUUAGAUAAACUGAUGAAAGAUAUGUUAUCUCAACUGAUGCAUACAAAGUGUCAGACAAAGUGGCAUCCAAACAAAGUGGCAUCCACUUUGUAUCACACCCGAGACAGCACUGAUAUGUGUGUAGGGGGCUGUAAUGACCGGCACAACAGUUGUGACAAACAGUUAUUUGUGAAAAUAAUAAUUUCAUUCAAAAUCCUAUGUGUUCUGGGGAGAGAAAUGCAGGGAUGUGUUGACACUGCGACCUCUAUAGUAGACAGGAAUCGUCAAAAUGUGGUGUAGUGUGUUUGGGAACAAAUUUAUAGACCUUGUGAAUGACGUCAUUCUUAUGUUAAGGAUGGAAGGAUAGAAUAUUUAUUGUUGAGUUCUACAGAUACAAUUAACUGAUUAACCUUGGAGACAUCAUGUGGCAUUCUCCAACACUGGUUCACAUACAGACUAAUGGUCUCUCUAAGGUCUCAACGACCAGAGAACAUAACCAGGUAUAUUUGUUUUGUUGACGAUAGUUUGAUGAAUACAUACUGUUAAAUAUUGUUACAUUCAUGGUUAUUUGGGUUUGUAAUUUUACCGCUUGGCAAGAUUGUAAAUGCUGACUGCACUAAGGCUUGCUGUGUGAAAGUGAAAGUUGAUAUUUUACCUGAAAUUAUGUAUAAAGGUAUGUUUCUAGUGUGUCAUGUUUACAUGGGUGUUAUGUGUUUCACAAGAGUGCAUGCAUGCUUGUGAUGAAUGGUCGUAAAAUAUAACAAUUCCCCUGGAACAAGAAACGUACCUCUGGUACGAUUAAUGUUUGUCAAGUAAAAGUAAAUCUGCAGUGAUCUGGAUAAAAUAUGUAGAUUUAUUAACCAUUGACAAAAUAGAAAAUGUCAACACCACAGUCGGUUCAAGGACAAACAAUACAAACAUUACCAAUUGCGAGAAUUUCCACUUUUUCAGUAGCUGACGAUUAUGUUAUAACACUUGUACCUAAUUAGUGUAUACCUGUGUAGUAGGAUAAACAUUGAUACACAGGUACGGUAAUGAGACGGUAGAGUAUACCUUAUGUCCAGGUAUUAGUAGGAUAAACAUUGAUACACAGGUACGGUAAUGAGACAGUAGAGUAUACCUUAUGUCCAGGUAUUAGUAGGAUAAACAUUGAUACACAGGUACGGUAAUGAGACAGUAGAUUAUACCUUAUGUCCAGGUAUUAGUAGGAUAAACAUUGAUACACAGGUACGGUAAUGAGACAGUAGAUUAUACCUUAUGUCCAGGUAUUAGUUGGAUAAACAUUGAUACACAGGUACGGUAAAAACUGUGCCUGUGAGAAAUCGAUAUGAAAUGUGUGAAGAGAGAUUAAUAUUGUGUGGACAUAUUAUAUUAAACCAUGAUUCUAAAUAAAUAUAUAUAUAUAUAUCAAAAAGGUAUGUUUUAAGAAUAUAUUUUGUUGCCUAUUAAAUGCAUUGUCUAAGAUGAAAAUGAUAAUUGGAAAGGAAAUAUUGUAUUAACAAGGAAUAUUCUACGUUUAUUUGAUUUUUUCUUUUCUUUCUGCUAUACACUGUACUGAGGCAUUAUUGCUUUGUAUUUAUGAUAUUUUUGUCAAUUAUUUAUCUAUUUUGUGUUUGAAUUGUAUAAAAGAAUCAAUUGUGUGUAUGGGAUCUAUGCUACACUAAUAAAUCAGUGUUGUUGGCAUUAUAUACUUCAAUAUGUUUCUAUUCAAAAUUGUUCUUGAAUAGAAAUAAAAUUCGUAAAAAAACAAAAAACUCUUUUCCUAAAAUAUAAUGAUUCAACUGGUUUAUACAUUUUAUGAUGAAUAUAGAUUUUAAUAUUAAACAGCUUUAAUUUUCAUGCAAGGUUUCUCAUGGCACUGAACGUAUUUAGAGUAUACCUUCAGUGUUUCUCCAUAUAGCUUUGAAUCUAUUGUAAAGGUCUCUACAUUGACCCAGCCAUAUGGGAAAGGUUUCUUCAUCAUGGUCAACUUAUAUCUUAAAAUUGCUGUUUUUUUUUUAACAGAGAUGAGUUUAUUUGUUGCUUGAUAAUAGCGUUGAAUCCCUUAUAUACAAGUUUAGGUUUAAGAUCUUUUGUAAUUAGAUCAAUGGUGAUAAGAUCUUCAGAUCUAUUGUAACAAGAUCCUUAGAUAUAUGAUAAUCAGAUGAUACCAUAUAUGGUAAUAAUAUACAAGUUUUGGUUUAAGAUCUUUUGUAAUUAGAUCAAUGGUGAUAAGAUCUGAAGAUCCAUUGUAACAAGAUCCUUAGAUAUAUGAUAAUCAGAUCAUACCAUAUAUGGUAAUAAGAUUAAUGAUAACAAUCUUGUAUCAAAAUUUCCCUGCUUGGUUUGAUUGGCAAGCGACAGUUAGACUUUAUAUCGAGGGACAUGUGACAAACUAAUAAUGCUAUGACCGAGAAGCAUGGAGAACAAUGUUUAUUGAACUUUCAUCUGUAUACAAAUUGUAUCUCUGUAGAAAUAUUUAAUGUGUACAUUGAAUAAGGUAUGCUAUUUUAGAGGGUGCUUUUAUUACUAGCAUGUCCUUGCAUACAAAAACAUAUUCAGAUUUCAUACAUAUUUUUUCUAUGUAAUUUGUACAAUAAAUGUAGAAUUAAAGUGUGAAGGGAAUCUACAAUAUAUCAAGGAAUAUUUGUUGUAUAAAUGUUGUGUUUAAAUAUGACUUUUGGAUUAUCUAGGGAUGGUCCUUGUACCCUUUUUGUGCUCUGCAAAGUAAGUGUGAAAUGGAUUUAGUUUUUGUAUUGAGGUACAAGGUGUUCUGCAUUGAGUAUGUGGUCUGAGGGGGUCCAUCAUAAAUAAUGUAUAUAAAAUAUAUAUUUUCUGAUCAACUGUUUGUUGAUAAUUGAAAUGGUUUCUAGGUUUGCAGUGUUAUAAUAGCUACGUGUGGUUUUUCAAAUGGAGGAGGUAUCCUAGUGAUUGACAUCAUAAUCGUCUGGUGGCUAUUACAUUUUCCUCCCCUGGAUAGUUUGUAUUUAAUCAAUUGUGUAUAUAUGAUAAACAUAAUAAACAGGUGUUGAUUGAAUGUUUCUGUAUGCAGGAGUGUGUUAUUGCUAUAAUUUCUGGGCAAAUAUAGUAUUUAUUCUAAUAAAUGCCCAUGCAGUCUUUAUAUUUGCCUUCGAGAGAAGGACAGGGGUCUUCGUUGCAAUGGUAUUGCACCAAACUCAUAUGGAAGUUUUGCGCAACAUCAUAUUAAGUUACAAAAUACAACAUUUUGAUUUAACUAUGACUUUUAAUUCAGGUAGUUAAAUGAUGAAAUAGUCAAAGAAAAAACUGUUGAGAAGUUUAUUUGAUUAAAUACAGUAGUAACCAGUUUAUUUGAUUAAAUACAUUAGUAACCAGUUUAUUGAUGAAAGAGGUGUCCAAGUAUGAUAUCCAGUGAAACCACCUGGUUAUUUUAAUCAAUGUAUUAGUGAGUUUAUGAUAUUCACAUUGAGGAUUUCUUUGUUGAGAAAAAAUCACUAACAGUUUAGUGAUUCAUUAGCCUGCGAUUUUAACGAUACAAUGCAUCUCUUGAUUUGAUUAAUUACAGUUAUAAUCUGACAAGUCUUUGCUUGAGUUAUUUUGCCAUGCUCAAUUUUUCAUUCAGUCAUUUUUGUUUAUCUUAUCUUUUCUGAGUAUUAUCUAUGACAUUUGUUGCAUAUUGAAUAUUUUGUCAUCUAUUUCUUUUAAUAAUUGCUUUUUUUCUCUCUGUGCUGUUUUUCACUUCUAUCCUAUUUUAACUAUUCGCUUCUGGUAUUCAAGCAUCAGUAUUUAUAUUAUUGGAUGGAAGAGGUCGAACAUUUGGUGAAGAUAUGCUCUGGGAACCUCAUCACCGUGCACUACAAAGAACUCCUAGCUACCUGUUUCAAUGUAUCUUUCUGCUACAAAUACGUUUGAUUUCUUAACAGUUUGUAGAAUUUAUAAAUGGAAGGAACACAUUUUGUUCGUGGCAUUGUCUAUUCUUAUUUUAUUAAGAUUUUUAUUUGUUUCUUUGCGUUAUUAAAUAACUUGUUGGUAGAAAAACGACAACAUCCUUUUUAUGUGAUAUAAAGACACAUAUAAAAUAUGAGUUCUUUGCAAUGGAAGGAAAUGAAGUUUAAGUUGUUAAUCUCUCUAGCAGUGUUACAAAUGUUUUAAAGGAAUGACUUGUUUUUUGCUAGUUUUGUAGUCUAGGGUCGGGAAGUUUGAACGUCUAUCAGGAAGAAAGAGAGAAAGUUCAAAUUAAGAUGAAAUGAAAUUAAAUAAAAACCUUCCUUUUGGUCA